Dendronephthya gigantea is the source of this 1482-nucleotide messenger RNA. Its product is annotated as rab GDP dissociation inhibitor alpha-like. The transcript is spliced from 3 exons. The coding region runs from base 93 to 1415 and encodes 440 amino acids. NCBI's taxonomy places the organism in Eukaryota, Metazoa, Cnidaria, Anthozoa, Malacalcyonacea, Nephtheidae. Gene Ontology annotation, cellular component: cytoplasm. The record is from RefSeq and is a predicted model, not a curated record. Gene Ontology annotation, molecular function: Rab GDP-dissociation inhibitor activity. Gene Ontology annotation, biological process: small GTPase-mediated signal transduction; protein transport; vesicle-mediated transport.
ACAAAGGUGUUGUAUAUUCCUCUACACUGUGAAAAAAUUUCUGUAUUUUUUUUUAUAACUGUUUUCCGCUCUGUCUCUCUUUUCUGGGGACCAUGAACGGUGACUACGAUGCCAUUAUAUUAGGAACUGGCCUGAAAGAGUGUAUUUUGAGCGGUCUUUUAGCUCUGAACGGCCGAAAAAUACUCCAUUUGGAUCGACGAGAAUAUUAUGGGGGUGAUAGCGCUUCUGUGAAUUUGGCCAAACUUUACGAGCUGGCGGGAAAAAGCGAGGGUUUCACUCAGAUCGGAAGGGUGAGGGAGUGGAAUAUAGAUUUGAUACCGAAAUUCAUCCUCGCGAAUGGAAUUUUGGUGAAACUUCUAAUGUACACGGGUGUAACAAAUUAUAUGAAUUUUAAAUUAGUCGAAGGCAGUUAUGUAUAUAAGAGCGGUCAACUGUAUAAAGUUCCUUCUAAUGAAGCCGAGGCUUUAAGUUCCAGUCUGAUGGGGUUCUUCCAAAAGCGACGGUUUCGCACCUUUUUGGAGUUUGUGUCGGCCUUUGAUUUUGCCAACCCAAAAACCUGGGGGGAAGUCCUGCCCGACUCUACGACAAUGGCUGAGGUUUAUGAGAACUUUGGUCUUGAUCAGAAUACAAUUGAUUUUACAGGACAUGCAUUAGCAUUGUACUUAGAUGAUGACUACCUAAACAAACCAUGUGCUGAGACCAUUAAAAGAAUUAACUUGUACCGUGAUUCAAUUGCAAAGUAUGGUAAAAGUCCAUAUAUAUACCCUGUGUAUGGCCUGGGUGAGUUACCCCAAGGUUUUUCACGACUGGCUGCAUUACACGGUGGAGUGUUCAUGGUGAAUAAGCCAGUCGAUGAGGUCAUUAUGGAAGCCGGUGAGGCUGUGGGAAUUUCAUCUGGAGGGGAGAUUGCAAAAGCCAAGUGCAUUGUGGGUGACCCUUCAUAUUUUCCCGACUCUGUUUCAAAGAUUGGCCAGGUUAUCCGAUGUAUUUGUGUGCUGUCUCACGGUAUAGCAGGAACUGAUGAAUCACUGUCAUGUCAAAUCAUUUUCCCCCAAAAUCAACUUAAAAGAAAGUCAGAUAUUUACAUUUGCCUUGUAUCUGAUACUCACAAGGUCGCAGCCAAAGGCAAAUACCUUGCAAUGAUCAGCACAACGGUUGAGUCAUUAAAUCCUGAAGAGGAACUCAAACCUGCACUAGAUCUGUUAGGUGAAAUUGAUGAAAAGUUUGUGUUCAUCACAGAUCUCUAUGAACCUAAUGAUGAUGGUAUAAACAGUAAGAUUUUCAUAUCCAAAUCUUAUGACCCAACAACACAUUUUGAAACAACAUGUACAGAUAUCAUAUCCCUUUAUGAGAGGAUCACGGGAGAAAAGUUUGACUUAAAUUCUGUCAAACGAGAAGUGACAGAUGAGGAAUAAUUGAAUUUUUUCUGUGAUAUAUUUAGUUUUUACCAAAGACAACAUAUGAACAUAACUCCAGUUCAGA